UGUUAGUUCCACCAGACAAACACAACGCGGUAUACACAGCCACUGGGAUCUUUGCUCUUUCUCACACACACACACACAUAUCGGACACACACACACUCUUUGGGAAGAGUUGUUCUUGCAGACCGCAGCAGAGAGACAGGUUGAAGAAGAACAGUGAUUAAGAGGAGGAUAGAUUUUUGAAGAAGAGAGUGGAGUGGACUGGGUCUUCUCUUCACUGUCAACAUACGUUGUAAAUGUACACGAGUCCGAGGCAUUCUGAUUGAGGAGAGAGGCGGGUCUUAUCUGCGUCUGGGGGGGAGGACCUUCGUGUCAGAUAACCAAUCAUGGAGAGGACGAGGACGAGGGCGGGUGCAGCAGUCUUCCUGAUGCUGAUCUUGGGUCACCUAGGCAAUGCUCUGGAGGUCCCACUAGACCCAAAAGUUCUGGAAGAAUUGGCGCAGCCGCCAACCAUAACUCAACAGUCCCCCAAGGAUUACAUCAUCGACCCUCGGGAGAACAUCGUCAUCCACUGUGAGGCCAAAGGGAAGCCACAUCCCAGCUUCUCGUGGACCAGGAACGGGACCCACUUUGACAUUGACCAGGAUCCCAAGGUGACGAUGCGACCACGGUCUGGUACCUUGGUGGUGGACAUCAGUGGGGAGAAGGCCGAGACGUACGAGGGGGUCUACCAAUGUACAGCCAGAAACAAACACGGAGCCGCAGUAUCCAACAAUAUUGUCAUCAGACAGUCCAGGUCCCCCUUGUGGUCAAAGGAGAGGAACGAGCCAAUCAGAGUUCAGGAGGGCGAGGCUCUAGUACUACAUUGCCGGCCCCCUGCUGGCCUGCCCCCUCCUAUCAUCUUCUGGAUGGACGUCAACUUCCAGAGACUGCCUCAGAGCAGCCGUGUGUUCCAGGCGUUGAACGGAGACUUGUACUUCUCCAACGUUCUGAAGGAGGACUCGAGGAACGACUACAUCUGUUACGCCUGUUUCCCUCACACUCAGACCAUCCAGCAGAAACAACCCAUCACCCUCUUAGUGCUCAACCUGGAUGCAGUCAAUGAGACUGUUGCUGCUUUAUUCAAUGAAACUGAUUUUUUUAGUGACGGCUCCGUGGAGGAGAGGAAACCCACGUUCCUCAUCCCUUCUGGCUCCAGCAGCUCCAAGAUGGUGCUGAGAGGACAGGUCCUGGAGUUGGAGUGCAUCACUGAGGGACUUCCCACUCCAGAGGUCUCUUGGAGUAAGCUGAGCGGGGAGUUCCCUGACAAGCGUACCUCCAUCGUGACCUUCCAGAAGAUACUGCGUAUCGUGAACGUGUCCGAUGCCGACGCUGGCGAGUACCGCUGCACUGCCCACAACCGCUUGGCCUCCAUACACCACACCAUCCGUGUCACCGUCAAAGCGGCACCGUACUGGAUCACUACCCCCAGGAACCUGGUGCUGGCCCCUAGAGAGAAGGGUCAAUUGAUCUGUAGGGCCAGUGGUACUCCCAAACCCACCAUCAACUGGGCCAUGAAUGGCAUCCCCAUAGAGAAUUCACCUGAGGACUCCAAUAGGAAGGUGGAGGGCGACACCAUCAUCUUCGAGGAAGUCCAAACUGGAUCCAGUGCAGUCUACCAGUGCAACGCAUCCAAUGAAUAUGGAUAUCUGCUGUCCAAUGCCUUCGUCAACGUUCUCUCUGAAACACCCAGAGUAUUGACUCCAGCUAACCAGGUCUACCAGGUGAUCCGAAACAACCACGCCUUGCUGGACUGUUCCUCCUUCGGCUCGCCCAUCCCCAAAAUCACAUGGUUUAAGGACAGCCAGUCCAGCACCCUGGAAGGGGACCCCUACUUGCUGCAUGAAAACGGGACUCUGGAGAUAUAUGUGGCCCAGGCCCUCAACAGUGGGAAGUAUAUCUGUGUGGCCAGGAACACUCUGGGCAUCGCUGAGAACCAUGUCUAUCUGGAGGUCAAAGAGCCAACUCGUAUCCUGAAGCAGCCGAAAUACAAGGUGGCCCAGAGAAACAUGAACGUGGUGUUUGAGUGUAAAGUAAAACACGAUCCCACUCUCAUCCCCAUCAUGAUCUGGCUGAAAGACAACGGAGAGCUGCCCGACGACGAGAGAUUUCUGGUGGACUCUGACAGCUUGACCAUAACAGAUGUGACAGAGAACGACGCGGGAACGUACACCUGCAUAAUGAAUACUACUCUGGACCAUGACUCUGCCAGUGCUGAGCUCACUGUCGUCGAGGCAGCUCCUACUCCAGCUGUCAUCUAUGAACAACCAGACCCUCCUACUGACCUGGAGUUGACCGACAUGAAACCCAGGAGUGUCCAGCUCACCUGGAUACCUGGAGACGAACACAAAAGCCCUAUUCACAAAUUUGUGAUCCAGUACACAGACUCUCUCCACGAUCAUGGCCACUGGCACAACCUGACGCAUGUCCCGGGCGGAAAGACCACGGCCCACCUCGAACUGUCCCCUUACGUUCACUACUCCUUCAGAGUCCUGGCCCUGAACGCUGUGGGUCUCUCGGAUCCCUCCAACCCCUCCCACAUGUACAAGACCAAUCCUGCAGCUCCAGAUGAGAACCCCAGCGGAGUUAAAGGUUUUGGAACUGAACAUGACAAUCUUAUGAUAUUGUGGAAGCCACUGUCAGUCCUCCAGGCUAAUGGUCCAGGCCUGCAGUACAAGGUGAUGUGGAGACAGAAGGAUUUGGACAAGAACUGGACGUCAGUGACCGUGGCCAACGUCUCCAAGUUCAUGGUCUCUGGGACUCCCACCUUCACACCAUACGAGGUUAAGGUUCAAGCCAUUAACAACAACGGGAUUGGCCCUGAUCCAGCUGUGGUCAUUGGACACUCCGGAGAGGACUUGCCGGUGCAGGCUCCAGACAGUGUCCAGGUCCUAGUGUUGAACAGCACCCUGGCUGAGGUGCACUGGGAGCCUGUCCCACUGAAGACAGUACGGGGACACCUCAAGGGAUACAAGGUGUAUUACUGGCGUGAGAGGAGCCUCCACAAACACAACCCCCACCGUGUGGAGCAGCAGCUUCUGUCCUUCAGUGGGAACAAGAGUCAUGGCAUGCUCCCAGGCCUGCAGCCCUACAGCCUCUACCUGUUCAACGUCAGGGUUUACAAUGGCAAGGGGGAGGGCCCCGCCAGCUCCAACCUGCAGUUUGAGACCCCCGAAGGAGUUCCUGGGCCGCCAUCUUUCCUGAGGAUCACCAACUCUAACCUGAACAAUUUGACUCUGGAAUGGGGUCCUCCCAACGACUGCAACGGGCACCUCACCGGCUACAUCCUCAAAUACCAGCAAGUCAACAACUCCAACGAGCUGGGUCCGAUUGAAGAGCUGGUCCUGCCGGCCAACAAGACCUCCGUCACGCUCCCCAACCUGAAGUACAGCACACGCUACAAGUUUUAUUUCAAUGCCAAAACAGGCCAGGGUGCCGGGCCCGUCAUUACAGAGGAAGCCGUCACUAUUAUGGACGAAGUCCUAAUGUAUCAGCCUUCAGUAGACGAGGUUGGAGGAGGGAACACCCGAACCCAAACCUCACCUCCCAUAGCAGGGUCUCCUCCACGCCACCCAUUCCACAAGGUGCAUCCAGCGGCUCCGGCAUUCGGGAACAUUAGCUCCUCCGUGGGAGAGGACGGAAUGCUUAUCAGUUGGGAGUACUGGGGAGCAGAAAAACAUGUUUAUGUAGAAUAUAUCAUUAAGAACGACAACACUCUCGGUGAAGAGGAUUGGCAGAAAGAGUAUGUAAAUGGAUCUCAGGCCUAUGUGCUGAAGGGCUUAAAGGAGGGCCUGUCCUAUAGGGUACGUGUGGUUGCCAAGGGUCACGACGACCAAGCGGUGCUCCACCAAUCAGAAGAGCUUUUGGUGACCGUUCCAGCUAUGCCAUCCAGACAGGCUGACAUCGCUACUCAGGGCUGGUUCAUCGGCCUGAUGUGUGCCAUCGCUCUCCUCAUCCUCGUCCUCCUCAUCAUCUGCUUCAUUAAGAGGAAUAAGGGAGGCAAAUACCCAGUGAAAGAAAAAGAGGACGCUCACACAGACCCAGAGUUCCAGCCCAUGAAAGAGGAUGACUGUACUUUUGGGGAAUACAGUGACACUGAGGACCAUAAGCCGUUAAAAGGGAGCCGCACACCUUCUAACGGGACGGUGCACAGGGACAGCAGUGACGAAAGUUUAGUUGACUAUGGAGGUGGAGAUGGACAGUUCAACGAGGAUGGGUCUUUUAUUGGGCAGUACAGUGGAAAGAGCUCCAUCAGGGAAACUGCUGAGGCCCACUCCCCGGUUAACACAACCACUAUGAACUCCUUUGUGUAGCCAGUCAACUGGUCAGCCAGGCCACUAGGUGGCGCUACAGUAUAUGCAACUUUUUUGUGUAGCCAGGCCACUAGGCAGUGUUGCGGAUUCUUAUAUAUUCUUUGCGUAGCUAAUUAGAUGUUUAUCCUCCCAGCCAAUAGGAGACAACUGUUCCAUCCCCCCAUAUCACAGGGCAAUCACAUCAUUGUGUGGCUUAUCAUCAUCAUCAUCAUCAUUACAUGCCCCACCCAUCUGCACCCAGAACCACCAAUGAGAACCACCCUGCUGUCACAGACACAUAAGAUACACAUUGGAGAUACUAGAUACUCCUGGAGGACUACGAUUCUUAUACAGUGCAUGGAAAUCCUGAGAUGAUGUACAUACAUAUAUUAACAUAUUGAGAUGAACACUAAUUAGUAUAUUACACGGAAGACAUUGUCUAUCUUGGACUACUAUGCGGUUCACAUUUGUAUCAUUUACCAUAUUGUUUUUACAGUCAAAGCGUUAUCUUGAUAUUAUUGUGUAUGUUAGAGGUGCUUUUUGUCCCUCAGGGCCACCAUAAAGAGGCAUCAAUGUUUUGGUGGACCUAGUGGUGAAAUGAGUUACUAAAUGUAUGGCUAUUAUUCUAUGUAUUUUUGCAAGACGGGCAGUUUGUACAGUUUAUACAGUUGUUGUUGCAGAAAGGUUUAAUUAACAGUCACAUAAUGAAAGGUUGAAUUUACAGUAACAAAGGUAAAGGUUGAAUUUACAGUAACAAAGGUAAAGGUUGAAUUUACAGUAACAAAGGUAAAGGUUGAAUUUACAGUAUCAAAGUUAAAGGUUGAAUUUACAGUAACAGGUAUAGGUUGAAUUUACAGUAACAAAGGUAAAGGUUGAAUUUACAGUAGCAAAGGUAAAGGUUGAAUUUACAGUGCAGGAUUUUGUACAGUAUGUAUAUGCAGACAGAGAGCUCCUAAAUGCAGUAUUCUUUUGCUGCGAAUGCUGAUGCUAUACACGCCCUCAUGAUGUCAUCCACAUGACCUUUGACCUGCGUGUGACCUAAUUUCCUGUGGUUGCAACUCACAUGAUCUCCCCUGAUGGUGACCUUAUGCCUCUUCUUGUCAGAUGGUGACCUUAUGGCUCUUCUUGUGGUGCGUGUGUCCGUGUGCACGUGUGUGUGUGUGCUGUUGUUGAGGGGAUAUUAGUCAUGCUAGGAAAGAGGUGCUCACUCGUAUGAAGUACAUUUGAGGUGACAAGGGUUAGCGAACUAUUUCCUUUUCUUAACUUGCAUCAAGUUUUACGUUGUUGUUGUUUUUUUUUUUACAGAAAUGUUGAUUAUUUGUUGAAUUUGUAAAUAUAUAAUUUUGAAUGUACAGAGAAACACAGCUAGAAGAGCUUAAAGGGAUAAAGGGAUGGUUCACCUAAAUUACAAAAUUCAAUGACAACCUGAAAGGAAGAACUGCAUGAAAUAGUUUGAGAGAGCUGUGUUCAAUAUAGGCUACUAUAUAUAUAUAUAUAUAUAUGUAUUUUUUUGUUUUAUUUCUUUUUUCUUAGCUGUGAACAUUGUACUUUAUUGUAACUAACAGGACAAAAUGUUGCCCAUGAGUUCAAAUUGGAUCUUUUUUUCACUUGUCAGCAAUAUAGUUGUGUGUUUCUGAAAUGUCACUUCUCUGUAUUAAAUGAAACCAUACAGUACUCAGUAAACAUUGAGAUUUAAUGUACUUUGGAGUGUUAGAUAAGUACUAUAAUGUACUAUAACAUUGUGGUAUUCUGCUUCAAGUGGGUUAUUCAGCACAAAGUCUACCAAACUCAUCCACUCUGUGACAGUAUUGCAAAAUGCUUGUAUUCUUAUUCAAAAACCGUUUCAAGGUUUUUACUAACAAUUUAUGUCUCUUUUCAUUUAUAUUUAAGUUUCUCCACUUAGUGCAAGAAUGAAGUGGAAAUAUAAUGAAUGAAUAAAAUAUAUUGAUCUGC
Molecule: messenger RNA, 6221 nt
Organism: Oncorhynchus gorbuscha (pink salmon)
Lineage: Eukaryota; Metazoa; Chordata; Actinopteri; Salmoniformes; Salmonidae
Product: neuronal cell adhesion molecule-like
Exons: 33
Coding region: 324-4289 (1321 amino acids)
Biological process (GO): brain development; cell-cell adhesion
Molecular function (GO): cell-cell adhesion mediator activity
Source: RefSeq, a predicted model, not a curated record